This is a messenger RNA of Toxoplasma gondii ME49, 3276 nucleotides long. Its product is annotated as MORN repeat-containing protein. NCBI's taxonomy places the organism in Eukaryota, Apicomplexa, Conoidasida, Eucoccidiorida, Sarcocystidae. The transcript has 13 exons. The record is from RefSeq and is a predicted model, not a curated record. The coding region runs from base 1 to 3276 and encodes 1091 amino acids.
AUGGCGACUCUGCCCCACCAGGAAGGCGACUUUCGCCCUUCCGUCGUUCCUUCUAAGAUGACGUCGCCGUUGUUUCCUUCAGCAGAAGUCUUCUGGAAAUUUACUUCCAUGAAAGUUGCACAGUCGCUCCUAGCUCCUACACGGCACCGCAGUUUGCUGAGGCGGCUGAGGACGGCUGCACCGCUUCCAGACACUCCAUGCGACGAGGCCGCUGACGACGUUUCGCAGACCGAAGAAAAACAAAAGUCACCAUUAGAUCUUCCUUCCCCGCACCGGAAAAAAGAGGCUGAGUCGGCUGGACAGACACUCAGAGAGUCCAAUCCCCAGUUUCCAAGAGACAAAGUAAGCGGCCUGAACAUCGGGGGGGACGAUCCAGUUCUCAAAACUCCCGCCGUGCCCCUGUGCAAGUCGCAGACAGAAGGAAUCGCAGGAUCGCUCGGGAAAGAAGAGACGACCGUAGAGUGCGCAGGUCUGAAGGCUGACGAAGAACUCUGCAGAGGGCAAGAAAGCAAGCCUGGGGAAGAGGAGAAAGAAGAACGCAUCGAAGAGGAAGAUCACGUCAAACAACUUGUGGCGGAAGUGCGCCUCGGAAAUGUCAUCUUCACAGGCGUCGUCACCAGCCGAGAGACGGGAAUCAAUGUUAUUAAUGACAAAGGAGAGGCCCGGUUUUUGGCACCGGGGCCGCCUGGAGAACAGGCGCGGGAGACCGUCCUCCUGCAGUACAAAGGAGAUUUCCGCUCUUCGACGUUAGAAGGAGAAGGCCAAUUUACCUGGCAGGAUGGAAGUGUGUACAACGGUCAAGUGCUCAGAGGCAAACGCCACGGAUUCGGAAUCCUGACAUCUCCAGAUGGAGAAAAAGAGUAUCGAGGCAUGUGGAAGGAUGGCCAACGCAACGGUCAAGGUACUCUUCGGUAUGACCGGGAAGGAAUAUGCGAGUACACAGGAAUGUGGGUCAACAAUUUGCGGCAAGGUUGGGGAAGGCAGCGCUACCGUCGCGGCGUCUACGAGGGCCAGUGGAAGGCUGGCGUGAGGCAUGGCGUAGGCCGCAUGGAGUGGACUGAUCUACACAUCCAGUACGCAGGCCAGUGGCGCGACGGGGUCCCUGAUGGCUGGGGAGUUCAAUCCUGGACGCAAGAGAACUCAGCAGAGAGAUGUGCAGAAAGUGACGAGGACGUGGCCGACGGUCAGCUGCGCCUGAAUCGCUAUGAAGGUUGGUUUAAGAACGGCGUCCGAGAAGGGUUUGGCAUCUUCUGGUAUGCCAGUGGAAGUCGAUACGAAGGUUACUGGCGAAGCAGCAAAAAGCACGGACGAGCUCAGUAUGUCAAUGAGGCAGGCUGCGUCCAUGAAGCGGUUUUUGAGAACGAUCGUGUGGUCUGCGUCAGCGAGAGGUUCACCGUUCUGGAGAGCGGCCUGCACUCGAAGUCGCCGCUCUCUUUGUCUUCUGUGAACGUUUCAAAGAAACCGUUUUUUCCCCUUCCGAGUUCCUUUGGCACAUCCUGCACGUCGCUGUCUCCCACACCGAAAGCCACGCCAGUCCAGAGGAACCUUUUUUUCUCCACGAUGGUGGCCUCGAGUUCGGCGAGUAUGCUCGUUUCUCUCGACGAUAUCUUUCUGCUGGAGAUGCUUCGAACUCCCCCGCCUCAGCGUCUUCUGGCGACUGCAAACAGCAGAAACACCGUGGGGAAGCCUUCGCGAAACCCUGUAGCGGCACAGGAGUCUUCAGGCGCUCCAGGAGACGCCAGGCGCAGAAGGGACGGUGGAGACAAAAGGCGAACGACCUGCGACACAGAGUUCAAGGUGGCGAAUCCUCUCAGUCCACAGGAAGCGACCGACAGGGCUCUCUGCGGAACGUACAAGUGGAUUUUAAGAAAUCUGAAGACUCUUCGGCGCACUUACGCACUCUACCGUAGAAUUGCAUGCUUUCCAGGACAGGACCCUCUGUCAAUGUCUUUUCUUCAGUUCUGGAUUCUGGCAGCGGAUGCACGGCUUCUCACGGCAGAUCGGCCCUUGAGCAGGAUCCUUAGGGCUCUCGAGGUGGCGACGCAGUUCGCGCCCACCCCGUCAGAGUGUUUGAAUUUCGCGAAAACGAAAAGUCCGUCUGUGGCUCUUGAUAGCUCUUCACGAUCCGAGCCUCUUGGCGACGGGCCAGUGACCCACACACCGUCCACAGACACUAGCAAAAACUGUUUCUCUCUGGAGCCGACAAACGACGCUUUUCGGUCACUUGGUACGGGGGGACCCCACGAAUCUCUCUGUUCUGGAGACAGUCGAUUUCCUCUCGAGAAUGGGCGCGGCUUUCCACCGCUUGCUGGUUGUACAGUUGCCAGUGGCGCUAGCGGUUAUGAUGGAAAUGCCAGCGCGGGGACAAGUGGCAACCUGCAUCUGUCGAGCGCAAUUUCCGAUACGGCUUUCAACACAUCGCAGCCAGCCAUGUCUUCCUUAUCUUCGAGAGAUCGAUCUACACUCGCACAGCCACCACGCGGCACUCCGAAUCACUGCGACGUUGUUGAGCAAAGGCCUCUGCUCCUGUCUUCCUUUCUGAGGGCUCUCGUGCUACUCGCACAAGAUCAGCUUCUUCACGAAGAGGCGGUCAACGCCAACGCCGCUCCACUGGUCACUUCACCGUGGUGUCCGGCGCCGAGGAAGUCUGUAGACGUCGCUCUCUCCAGCUUUACUGUCUCUCUCUUGCAAUUCUAUGAGACGUGCUCUAGCAACGUGGGGGGCGGCAGCCGAAAAGAGAGUUUAAGCAAUCCGACGAUGAAGCGAAACAGCAGCAUGUGCAGUCGAAGCGGCAGAAAAAGAAGCAGUAGUCUCGCGAGCAGACGAAGCAGCCUCAGCAGGAAAAUGGCCUCUCCACAGACGUUUAAGUCACCCUCUCUCGACGCCUUCAAACCGUUCACGGAUCCCGAGAUCCUGCAAGCCUUUGCACCGCUGCGACCUUUUUUCGCUCGUAGAUUUGCCUUUGUGCCCCCCGAUGCUGGACCGAGUUUCACGGGUGAACUGGAGAAAGCAAGCAAAACCAAGAAACAACCACCGGGUGAAAGUGACUUUGAAGAGUAUGUCGAGGCCUCACGACAUCCAGUUUCGUCUGCCUUAACGAACGACACCGUUGAUCUUUCUCCAGCGGCCACGAUGUCGAGAGGUCCGCGUAUGACGGGAUCUGUCUACCUCCAAGAGUUCCUUUUGAUGCUGCGGGUAAGAGGAGUAAUGGGCAUGACACCACAACCGUUUGUAUGCCUACUCAUCCUGCGGUUCUCUUGCCCGCUUUUCGUCUAG